Molecule: messenger RNA, 2533 nt
Organism: Osmerus eperlanus (European smelt)
Lineage: Eukaryota; Metazoa; Chordata; Actinopteri; Osmeriformes; Osmeridae
Product: semaphorin-3aa-like
Biological process (GO): positive regulation of neuron migration; negative regulation of axon extension involved in axon guidance; semaphorin-plexin signaling pathway
Cellular component (GO): plasma membrane; axon; glutamatergic synapse
Molecular function (GO): neuropilin binding; semaphorin receptor binding; chemorepellent activity
Source: RefSeq, a predicted model, not a curated record
AUGACGGGGGGCGUGCUGGGGCAUGUGUCGCCCUCCAGCACACCUGGGAUCGAUGCAGAUGGGGAGCUGUACUCUGGAACGUCUGCAGAUUUCAUGGGAAGAGACUUUGCCAUUUUCAGAACCCUGGGAGAGCAUCAUCCAAUCAGAACAGAGCAACAUGACUCAAGAUGGCUGAAUGACCCAAGGUUUGUGGGCGUGAAUCUGAUUCCUGAGAGCGACAACCCGGAGGAUGAUAAGAUCUUCCUGUUCUUCCGAGAGAACGCCAUGGAUGGAGAGAACACAGGUAAGAACACCUUAGCCAGGAUAGGACAGCUGUGUAAAAUGACCUUGGGGGGCCACAGGAGCCUGGUGAACAAAUGGACCACCUUCCUCAAGGCUCGUCUCACGUGCUCAGUACCCGGAGCCAACGGCAUCGACACACACUUUGACGAACUGCCGGACGUUUUUCUGAUGAGCUCCAAGGAACCAAAGAACCCUGUGAUCUAUGCAGUUUUUCACCACAUCCCAGCAACCAGCAACAUCUUCAAGGGCUCUGCAGUGUGUAUGUACAGCAUGGCUGACGUCAGGAGGGUGUUCCUGGGUCCCUACGCCCACAGAGAUGGCCCUAACUUCCAGUGGGUUCCCUUCCAGGGGCGCGUGCCCUACCCCCGCCCUGGCACGUGCCCCAGCAAAACCUUCGGAGGGUUCGACUCCACCAAAGACCUGCCCGAUGACGUCAUCACCUUCGCCAGGGGGCACCCCGCCAUGUACAACCCGGUUCACCCCAUGGGGGGGCGUCCCAUCGUGGUGCGGACGGACGUGGAGUACCAGUUCUCCCAGCUGGUGGUGGACCGGGUGGAGGCGGAGGAUGGCCAGUACGACGUCAUGUUCAUCGGCACAGACCGGGGCACCGUGCUGAAGGUGGUCACCAUCCCCAAGGAGAGCUGGCAUGACCUGGAGGAGGUGGUGCUGGAGCAGAUGACCGUGUUCCCGGAGCCCACACCCAUCACAGCCAUGGAGCUUUCCACCAAGCAGCAGCAGCUGUACCUGGGCUCGGCCCUGGGCGUAUCCCAGAUGCCCCUGCACCGCUGUGAGGUGUACGGCAAGGCGUGUGCGGAGUGCUGCCUGGCCAGGGACCCUUACUGCGCCUGGGACGGGACAGAGUGCUCCAGAUACUUUCCAACUGCCAAAAGGAGAACGAGACGCCAGGAUAUCAGGAAUGGAGAUCCUCUCUCCCAGUGCUCUGACCUGCAGCACCAUGAUGACGUGGAUGGGGUGGGCAGGGUGCAGGACAGGAGUGUGUACGGUGUGGAGAACAGCAGCAUGUUCCUGGAGUGCAGCCCCAAAUCCCAGAGAGCGCUCAUCUACUGGGAGUUCCAGAGACCCAACGAGGAACGCAAGCACGAGAUCAAGGCGGAGGACAGGGUGAUCCGUACUGAGCAGGGACUCCUGCUUCGCAGCCUUGUCCAGUCCGACUCCGGGGUGUACCACUGCCACGCGGUGGAGCACGGCUUCAUCCAGCCCCUGCUGCGCCUCACCCUCCAGGUCAUCCCCUCCCAGAGGCUGAGCGAGCUGCUCCCAGGGCCCCCGGCUGGGGCCGGGGCCCAGGGCCACUCGCCCAAAAACAAGCCCUGGUACCGGGACUUCCUGUCCCUCCUGGACCACCCGGACCUGAACAGCGUGGAGGAGUUCUGCGACCGUGUCUGGCGGAAGGAGCGCAAGCAGCGGAGGGUAAAAACCCCCGCCGUCCAGGGGGUGUCCCUCAGGGCGGACGGCACAGGCGGCCCCAGCCUCGCACCCAGGGCCAAGGGCCCCAGCAGCCCGUCCAACGCCCAGAAGCAGCAGGGAGGGCCUCCGUCCGAGGUCAGCCAGAAGCUCCAGAGGACCCAGGGCGUCGAGGGGACCCCGCAGGGACCCAACCCCCAGAAACCUCAACUGAUAUCGGGUACGGUGAGCAGUCAACCGCCCAAGAACAACCAGAAGGGCCAGAACUCUCAGGCUCAGCCGAGCAGCCAGACGCCACAGAAGGGCCAAGGAGGUCAGGGGGGCUCCCAGGGGGGCUCCCAGGGGGCUGGGGGGGGGCGGGGGGGGGCCCAACACAACGCCAAGUGGAGGCGCAUGCAGGAGAACAAGAAGGGACGCAACCGGAGAACACACGAGCAGCAGAGACCACCGCGUAGUGUGUGAGACCACCACACACACACACACCUCAUACCCCAUACACACACAUACACACACACCUCAUACACACACAUACACACACCUCAUACACACACAUACACACCUCAUACACACAUAUACACACUACACAUCUGUUCUGUUCACUCAUCUACAGAUUCAUUAUAAUUAUAAACUAUGUAGGGGCAAACAAUCAUAUUCCAUUCUCAUAAUCCGAGCACACACACAGGCAAGAGUGACCAUGCACACACACACACACACACACACACACACACAGAAAAACAUACUCUCACACACUGCAAAUACCCUGUGAAGACUUUUAGAAGACCGAAGACAAACAGGAUGAAAAAAAAAAAAAACUGGAACUGGAAUUGAA